CCUCACUCAGUCCGCUCAUCCCACUAACAGGGGGGGGAUUAUUGUUUUUUACCCGCAAUUGAAUGUGUCCACUUCUGUUUUACCCAUUUCGGUGUAACACCUGGGUAAGGUUUCUUCCUUUCUCCGAGGCGUACAGUCGAUAAGGGCGGUCACCUAGUGAGAGAUGUUUUGCUCAUUUUGUUUCUAGUUGGAGAAAGUUGGAGGUGGCCCUUCUGGAGCAGCCUUGGACCCAGCGGGAGCUCCAUCACUGAGCUGAAGAGGGAGAAGACAGGGACAUUUGGGAGAAGAGGAGGGAGAAGGAAUCAUGGGUGUGCAAAAGGAAGACGUGGAAAAGUUCCUUAAAGGAAACCCUGACUUUGCUAAAAAGUACUUUGCCAAGAAGAUGAAUCCUUCGUCCAUAUCGUCGAUAUCAGGACUCCCUGAGAAACAGAUCGACUUUGGUCAGUUUCAGGAGCUCAGUCAGGUUGAAGAGGGCAAAAUCAUGUAUGACCUGAUCAAAGACAUGCAAGAGAGCAUUAACAUGGAAAAGGUGGUGUUCAAGAUCCUGAAGAGACUCAGCGCGCUCAUCCACGCCGACUGCUGCAGCCUGUUCAUGUACCGGCAGCGGAACGGCAUCGGGGAGCUCGCCACGAGGCUCUUCAACGUUAACACUGAGUCAGAGCUGGACGACUGUGUGGUGCCACCAGACUCUGAGAUUGUCUACCCGCUGGACAUGGGAAUAGUCGGCCAUGUGGCCCUGACCAAGAAGACCGUUAAUGUUAAAGAUGUCACACAGAGCCAGCACUUCAGCUCCUUCGUAGACGAACUCACAGAAUAUCAGACCAAGAACGUUUUGGCAACUCCCAUCCUCAACGGCAAAGACAUGGUUGCGGUGAUCAUGGCGAUAAACAAGACCACAGGACCUCACUUCACUGACGAGGAUGAAGAUCUUUUUUUAAAGUAUCUGAAAGUUGCCUCUCUGAACUUGAAGAUCUACCACCUGAGCUACCUGCACAACUGUGAGACACGUAAAGGACAGCUGCUGCUGUGGUCUGCCAACAAGGUAUUUGAGGAGCUGACGGACAUCGAGCGACAGUUCCACAAAGCCUUGUACACAGUCCGAGCCUACCUCAACUGUGACCGCUACUCUGUUGGCUUGCUAGACAUGACGAAGGAAAAGGAGUUCUUUGACAUCUGGCCAGUGUUGAUGGGAGAGCAGGCACCUUACUCUGGCCCUGUGACCCCUGAUGGCAGGGAAGUUAUAUUCUACAAGGUGAUUGAUUAUAUAUUGCACGGAAAAGAAGACAUCAAAGUAAUACCGGGUCCUCCUGCAGAUCAUUGGGCUUUGAGUAGUGGCCUCCCUACUUAUGUUGCUGAGAGUGGUUUUAUCUGUAACAUUAUGAAUGCAGCUGCAGACGAAACGUUCCAGUUUCAGAAAGAGCCGCUGGACAGCAGCGGCUGGACCAUAAAAAAUGUUCUAUCGCUGCCAAUCGUCAACAAAAAGGAAGAGAUAGUCGGUGUGGCCACGUUUUACAACAGGAAAGAUGGAAAACCCUUUGACGAUCAGGAUGAGCAGCUCAUGGAGGCUUUGACUCAGUUCCUAGGAUGGUCAGUUUUGAACACGGACACUUACGACAAGAUGAACAAGCUGGAGAACCGCAAAGACAUUGCUCAGGACAUGGUGCUCUACCAUGUCAAGUGUCGGGAUGACGAGAUUCAGAAUAUCCUGAACACGAGAGAGGUCUAUAACACGGAACCCAGAGAGUGUGAAGAGGAGGAGCUGCUAGCUAUCCUGAAAAAAGACCUCCCUCCACUGAUUAAGAAGUUUGAGAUCUACGAGUUCCGCUUUUCAGAUUUUAACUGCACAGAGAUGGAGCUGGUGAAGUGCGGGAUCCAGAUGUACUACGAGGUCGGAGUGGUCAAGAAGUUCCAGGUCCCUCAAGAGGUGCUGGUUCGUUUCAUGUACUCAGUCAGUAAAGGCUACAGAAAAAUCACCUACCACAACUGGCGCCAUGGCUUUAACGUGGGCCAGACCAUGUUCACACUAUUAACGACAGGGAUGUUGAAGCGCUACUACACUGACUUGGAGGUUAUGGCUAUGAUAACUGCAGGAUUCCUGCAUGAUAUUGAUCACAGAGGGACAAACAACUUGUACCAGGUCAAAUCUGGGAACCCUCUGGCCAAGUUACACGGCUCCUCCAUCUUGGAACGACACCAUUUAGAGUUUGGAAAGUUCCUCCUGGCUGAUGAAUCACUGAACAUCUACCAGAACCUGAACAGGCGACAAGUGGAACACGUGAUUCAUCUCAUGGACAUCGCCAUCAUCGCCACCGAUCUGGCUCUUUACUUCAAGAAGAGAACCAUGUUCCAAAAGAUCGUAGACCUUUCACACACGUAUGAGGACGAAAAGAAGUGGGUCGAUUUCAUGUCUCUGGAGACAACCAGAAAAGAGAUCGUCAUGGCCAUGAUGAUGACUGCGUGUGACUUGUCCGCCAUCACUAAGCCCUGGGAAGUACAGAGCAAGGUCGCUUUGUCUGUGGCAGCAGAGUUUUGGGAGCAGGGUGACCUGGAGAGGACUGUACUCGAACAACAACCCAUUCCCAUGAUGGACAGGAACAAGGCUGCAGAACUUCCAAAGCUACAGUGUGGUUUCAUUGACUUUGUCUGCACGUUUGUCUACAAGGAGUUUACUCGCUUCCACCCGCAAAUCCAGCCGAUGCUGGACGGCAUCUUAAACAACAGGAAGGAGUGGAGCGCUAAGAAAGACGAGUACGAGGCUAAACUCAAAGCCAUGGAGGAAGAAAAGGCUGCAAUGGAGGCAGCAGCAGCUACUAAAGUUGCAAACAACACCGGUGGUGGAGGGUCGGGCUCCAAGACCUGCUCCGUGAGCUAAAAGUACAGAGUACGCCAAGGGGGGUGCACAUAGAUGCUCAGGAUGGACUGACAGCCAUGAAUGCACAGCCCCUGUACAACUUCUUCAGGAAAAAUAGUUUCAUCAGGGAAGAAAAAAUCUGAACAGGCAGAGAUCUUCACCAAGAAGAGCAAAGUUUAACCUUUAUGGGACAUUAGCGAGGUGAGCCAAAAAAAAAAAAAAAAAGAACUAUGCAGAACAUCACUUUAACAGAAACAGUCAUGACGACCAGCUGCUCCUCCCUGUCUUCACACUCACUGUACUGAAAUGCACAGAGAGGUGAUUGUUGUGUUUCAGGUUUCUUUUACGUUCAAAAUAGUUUCCCUAAUGUGAAAAUUAAUGUUAACUACAGUGUAUGUGUGUAUUUCUUUGUUGUGAAUCAUCAAACCUACAGACCACAAUCUUUUAUAUUUUGCUCCACUUUCUUAAAACCUAUUAUUUAACCCAGGGAACAUCUUGUUUAUACAUCCCUGGAGUAAAUGUCACCCCUGUGCAAUAUGUAUCAUUUAAGAGAAAUCACACAGUUUCCUGUAAUUCUUUUUAAAACACGUUAGGCUGUACAGAAUGUACAUUGUGCAUUAUUUAACAUUUAUCUUGUUGUCACAGAAAUGUAGAUAAUGGAUAGAAUUAAAUAGCAUCCUUUCUUCUUAAAUUUAAUGUAAUGUUCACUCCUUCCAGUCACUUACUAUUUACAAUUGAGAGUUUGUUUACCUUGACUGCAGAGAGCCAAAGGUAGACGUUCAGCGAUGCUACAGUUAAUCAUAAAUGUUAAAGCAGUGCAAUAGGGACGCAAACAGGUCUAUAGAUGCUUAUUCAUGAUGCCUUUAUAUUGUAUAUACGUAGCCGAGUGUUCUAGUAAUACAAAUGUGUUAUGAAAUAAGAGUGCUUCAGGUGGUUCCAGAUAAAACUGAUACAUACAUUCAGUUUGUUCUGUUUACAUCUUAAUUUACUGUGCUCGUUUAUACUUAUCAUGAAGAGAGAGAUGGUUUUUGACCGAGGACGUUCACUCAAACGGCUGUAAAGAGUGAGUUACAUCAAAAUGAAUCCCCAUUUGAAAACGAAUCCCUGCACUGGGUCAGCCACAAUAAACUAACCACACUGGGGACAAGUUAUCACACUAAUAAUCGACCAUGUGUUUGAUGAGGGAGGAAACACAUGAAGAACAAGAAAACUUCACAAAAUAACAAUCGGGUCCAAGACCUAAAACUACUGUGCUGCGAGGAAUCAUCACUAAUCACUGAGUCAUCAGGCUGUUACGAUUACAGCCUCAAAAUAUAACCUAUAUAUAACCAAGGCAGCAAAGGCUGUUUAAAGAAGCUUUGUGUAAGGACUUGUACAUACUGCCUCCCUACCUGUAAAUAUAAAAAAUAUUUUUCUAGUUGAAACAUAGGAUGCAUAUUUUUACUUAGUAACAUUUACAAGCACUGGCAAGUUUCUUAUUUCCCUUAUCUAUUCGAUUUUGAGUUUAUCAUGCUUGCCUCAGACACAGAUGUUACAUUAUUCUAAUAAGCUGUGGGCAUAUCAAAGUAUAAUAACAGAUAAUGAAUGAAUCUUGACAUGAGGAUAUGCUCAUAACAUUUUUAAAAUAGACUUAAUUUUCAGUAUUGUAAAGCUUGCCUCUUCAUGUACUCCACGUGUACAAAGACGAUCCAAAUAAAGCAAAUGUAUUUUUAUGAG
This is a messenger RNA of Mugil cephalus (flathead mullet), 4567 nucleotides long. RefSeq names its product phosphodiesterase 6B, cGMP-specific, rod, beta (gene pde6b). The record is from RefSeq and is a predicted model, not a curated record. The coding region runs from base 305 to 2872 and encodes 855 amino acids. Lineage: Eukaryota; Metazoa; Chordata; Actinopteri; Mugiliformes; Mugilidae. Gene Ontology annotation, biological process: signal transduction; retina development in camera-type eye. Gene Ontology annotation, cellular component: photoreceptor outer segment membrane. The transcript has 23 exons. Gene Ontology annotation, molecular function: 3',5'-cyclic-nucleotide phosphodiesterase activity; protein binding.